CGGCCGGUCUCCUCCCUCCACCGCACCUGCAGUCAGCAGCAGCCUCCUCUCCACCCACCAAGGGCACCAACCCACCACCACCACUCACUCAACCACCUCUCGUCUCUCUCCAGCGCGAGCUAGCUGCUAGUGCUAGUUCGCUCGUCGGCCAAGAUCCAAGACAGCAGCAGGGCUUGUAAUGCCGGGGAGCGUGCCGCUGGGUCUGUGCCUGGACACGGCGGGGGUGCAGGUGCCGUGGUACUUCAGGUGCCCCAUCUCCCUGGAGCUGAUGCGCGACCCCGUGACGGUGUCGACGGGGCAGACCUACGACCGCGCCAGCAUCGAGUCCUGGGUAGCCACGGGCAACACCACCUGCCCCGUGACCCGCACGGCGCUCGCCGACUUCACGCUCAUCCCCAACCACACCCUCCGCCGGCUGAUCCAGGAGUGGUGCGUGGCGCACCGGUCCAUGGGCGUGGAGCGCAUCCCCACACCGAAGCAGCCCGCCGACCCGGACCUGGUGCGGUCCCUCGUGGCGCAGGGCCCGGGGCUCCCCGCGCUGCGGAGGCUCAGGGCGCUGGCCAGGGAGUCGGACAAGAACAGGCUGGUGAUGGCCACGCACGAGACGAGGGCCGCGCUGGUGGAGGCCGCCUUCGGGUCCGGGUCCGGGUCCGGGGCGGCGAGCGAGGAGCUCGAGACCGAGGCCAUGGCGGUGCUCGCGCUGGUGGGGCUCGGGGAGGCCGAGGCCGCGGAGGUGGUCGGGAGGGAGGAGCGGGUGGCCAGGCUCGGCAAGGUCCUCGGCGGCGGCGGGCCGCUGGAGGCGAGGGUGAACGCGGGCGCCGUGGUGGAGGCCGUGGCGUCGGCGUCGGGGGCCGAGGCCCGGGCUGCGCUGGGCGGCGCCGAGGGCGUGAUGGACGGGCUGGUGGCGCUGGCGGAGGAGGAGAAGGCCAACAACGCCCGCGCCGUGCGCGUCGGGGUCCGGGCCCUGUUCGCGCUGUGCCUGGCGAAGGAGAACCGCGCGCGCGCGGUGGCGGCGGGGGCCGCGGCGGCGCUGGCGCGGCGCGUGGCGGAGGGCGGCGCCGGGGAGCCCGAGCGCGCGCUGGCGGCCGUGGAGCGGCUGUGCCGCGCCGAGGGCGGGCGCGACGCCGUGGUGGCCGGCGCGGGCGGCGGGCCCGCGGCCGUGGCGGCGCUAGUGCGCGCCAUGUCCGGGCGCGGCGCGGAGCACGCGGCGGGCGCGCUGGCGGCCGUGGUGGUGGGCGCGGGCGGGUCGGAGGCGCUGCAGGCGGAGGCGGUCCGGGCGGGGGCCAUGGGGCGGCUGCUGCUGAUGGUGCAGGGCGGGUGCUCGGAGCGCGCCAAGCGCAAGGCGCAGCACCUGCUGAAGCUGCUCCGCUCCGCCUGGCCGAGCGCCGACUGCGUCGCCAACUCCGACGACUUCCUCCAACACUACCACUACUGAUCGUAAUCGUCCUACCUAGCAUUCGCGUUCUGUUCCCUAAGGCCGCGGAAAGAUCACUCGCUCGCUUGCUCAGGGGGGCAAGUGCAAAGGCUGCCGGCGGCGUGUAUGUAUGCCGGGUCCGGGACCGGGACGGCAGCAGGACGGAGAAAAUCUCUAAUGUUUUGUACGUAACGUAACGUUGGCAGGGAGGAGGAGGAGGAUGGAUGGAUUCGUGGUUCUGGAUCAAUGAACAGUACUAGCAGUAAUAGCUGCUAAGCAGCAGGCAGGCAGGCAGCACCGAUUCUCACAUGGAUGGCAUUCGCUGGUUUUCCUUUCCUCCGUUGGUUAGUUUGUUUUUUUAGGCCCCCAUGACCAGGCGCGCGUGUGCGCGUUUUGGGUCAGUGAAAGUACAGGCGAAGCAGCGAGAGGACUGGGGAGAUUGCGCAUUGAAAGCUGGGCAGAGGGCUCUUGGGCGGUGCCCCUUGUUCUGGGGUGUGUGGGGCUGCCCCGUCCUGCAGCCUGCAGGAUGCUUCUGCAGAAUGGAAUGUUGUUGCCGUGAAA
Zea mays is the source of this 1975-nucleotide messenger RNA. RefSeq names its product ubiquitin-protein ligase. Lineage: Eukaryota; Viridiplantae; Streptophyta; Magnoliopsida; Poales; Poaceae. The record is from RefSeq and is marked validated. Gene Ontology annotation, biological process: protein ubiquitination. The coding region runs from base 179 to 1435 and encodes 418 amino acids. The transcript has a single exon. Gene Ontology annotation, molecular function: ubiquitin protein ligase activity.